Agelaius phoeniceus (red-winged blackbird) is the source of this 2448-nucleotide messenger RNA. Lineage: Eukaryota; Metazoa; Chordata; Aves; Passeriformes; Icteridae. The record is from RefSeq and is a predicted model, not a curated record.
GGCCGGCAGAGCCAUUCCGAGUGCAAGGAGCAGGAGAAUGAUGCCGGAAGGAGCCAAUCUGCCGGCGUGGCUGCUGCGGAGGGUGGGCUAGAGCGGUCGGUGAGCUGCGGGUGUUGGCUGCAGUUUCUCAGGCUUAGAAUGGAAAGAGUGAAUACGUUGAGAUUGUCUGGCCAUGGGAAGGAGAAGAUGCCUGCUCCAAGGGUUCCAGUGCUGGCAGCAAGAUCACUGGAUCUCUUCUCUUCCAGGAGACAUGGAGGUCUAUUUGUGGUUGGAGCUACCUGACUAGAUAAAGUAUAGAUCAGUCUGCUGUGAAAGUACCUCACAUGAAGAAGACUGCCUGAUGGUUUAGUUUCUGCUGAAUAUAUCGUGUCAUCAGAUGAGCCUUUUUAGAAAAUUAAAAACCAAAACCAGUAUUUUCUUGUUUCUGGGUUUUGUUUGGAAUAUUUUGUCCCCUGUCAAUUCAGGAAUAGAUUGAAGAAAACAUGGCCAAUCAACGGGAUUACAUUAGCAGACCUAUUUGCAAUGGAAUUUCUGUUCCUGAAAAUAAAAUCAAUUCCUUAGUGGCUGAAGGUCAUGGACAACAAAUUCUAAAAGUACUACAAAAGUUCAGAGAACAAAAUAUAUUUUUUGAUUUUAAAAUUCGUGUGAAAGAUGAAAUAAUUCCCUGUCAUCGUUGCGUACUGGCAGCAUGCAGUGAUUUUUUCAGAGCCAUGUUUGAAGUUAAUAUGAAAGAACGGGAUGAUGGCAAUGUUACUAUUAGUAACCUAUCACCCAAGGCAGUGAAAGCUUUUCUUGAUUAUGCUUACACAGGAAAAACAGAGAUAACCAAUGAUAAUGUGGAAAUGCUGUUCCAACUGUCGUCAUUUCUUCAAGUUUCACUCCUUUCCAAAGCUUGCAGUGACUUCCUAAUAAAAAGUAUUGAUCUUGUGAAUUGCUUACAGUUGCUUUCUCUAUCAGAAAGUUAUGGGUCUGUCCGCUUGUUUGAUCAUGCACUAGAUUUUGUACAACACCACUUUUCAUUGCUGCUCAGAUCGAGUGACUUCUUGGACAUGAAUUUUGAGAUAUUACAAAAAUGCCUCGAGGCUGAUGAACUAGAUGUCCCUGAGGAAGAAUCAGUGUUGAAAGCUGUCCUCCAAUGGACCAAACACAACUUAGAAACACGGCAGAAAUACCUGCCUAAUUUGAUUAAAAAAGUGAGAUUACACCAGUUACCUGAAAAGACUUUGCAGGACUUUCUGCAUUCUGAAGAGCACUUACUUAAGAGUGCUAAUUGCUCAGUAAUAAUCAAUGAUGCCGUUAAAAGUGUGCAGAACUUCAGUGGAUUGUUUCCAGAUGCACGUCCUUCAACAACAGAAAAAUAUAUAUUUGUUCAUAAAACUGAUGAAGAUGGAGAAAACAGACAUACGUUCUGCUACAACAUCAAAACCGAUAAAUGGAAAGAACUACCACAUACGCACAUGAUUGAUCUGCCAGGGUCAAGUUUGUCUAGCUAUGGAGAAAAAAUAUUUAUAACUGGAGGAUGCAAGGGUAAUUGUUAUAGGACUGUCAGGCUUCAUAUUGCUGAACCGUUUCAUGAUGCCACUGACCAAACCUGGUGCUACUGCCCAGUCAGCAAUGAAUUCUCCAUAGUGUCAGCUAUGAAAAAACCGAGGACAAUGCACACAUCUGUUGUAACCUUAAAUCAGCUCUUUGUGAUAGGUGGAAAGACCAGAGGAGCUCAAGAAACUCGGAGUCUUUUGGAUGUAGAAUCCUAUAACCCUCUUUCCAAAGACUGGAAAUCUGUAAGCCAGUUACCAAGAGGUAUCUACUAUCCGGAAGCAAGUGCAUGCCAGAAUAUAAUUUAUGUCCUUGGCUCAGAAGUAGAGAUUACUGAUGCCUUUAAUCCAUCCCUUGACUGUUUCUUUAAGUAUAAUGCUAUGACUGAUCAGUGGUCUGAGCUUGUAGCAGAAUUUGGGCAGUUUUUCCAUGCAACUCUAAUCAAAGCUGUUCCAGUGAACUGCACAUUGUACAUAUGUGAUCUCUCCACCUACAAGGUUUACAGUUUUUGCCCAGAAACCUGUGUUUGGAAAGGGGAAGGAUCUUUUGAAUGCGCUGGCUUUAAUGCAGGAGCAGUUGGGACAGAAGACAAAAUUUAUAUACUAGGUGGUGAUUAUGCUCCAGAAGAAAUCACAGAUGAAGUUCAAGUCUACCACAGUAGUAGGUCUGAGUGGGAAGAAGUUUCGCCAAUGCCAAGAGCCUUAACUGAGUUUUACUGUCAGGUCAUUCAGUUUAAUAAAUAUAGGGACCCCUGGUCACCUGUACUGACGAUUUGCUCUGGAGAAUUUUGAAACUCCCAAGUUAAAAAGAGUCUAUUUAAAUGCACAAAUUGUAGAAUAGUUUUUAAGUAUUAGUUUACAGAUGGAGAAAUAUGUACUUAUUUGUUUAAAUUUUCAGUUUCGAUUAAAUGCU